AUGAUUAACAGCAAUGGAGCUGGCUUGCCAAAAGCGGAAAUCCAUCUGCGAAGAUGUGACGACCCCCAUCCUCCGACCAUCCUAGAGGAUGGAAUGAAGGACUACCUAUCGAUGAUGACAAGAAGUGGCAAUGGUGGUUCUCCACCAUCAUCCCCGGAUCCCAAUUCUAAUAGCAGUAUAAGCAGUGAAAAUAGUGAGAGUGAUACAACACCGGAGAUGCUGGACAACAUACCAGUUAUGGCAAAUUACCAUGACAACAGUGAUACUGAGGAAUCAUUUACAGAGCUUGAAAGUUCUGGCUCAGAAGGCGACGAUUCAAGCUUGGAUGAUUCCAGUGACGAUGACAGCGAUACCAAUACAGAUACAGAUACAGUAAUGGAUGAAACACAAUGGAGGAGAAUCGCAGAUUCUACUGCCCCUCCACCCCCUCGAUUUCCAUUCACAGGGACAACAGGUCUCAAUAUCCCAGGGAAUAUUGAAAGUAUGUCGCCUUUAGAUUUUUUCCAUGUAUUUUUUGAUGAUGAACUGAUUGAACUUAUUUGCACUGAAACCAAUAGAUUUGCUGAGCAAUGCAAUGCAGACCCAAAUACGUGGCAUCCUGUAACUUCACCUAAACUCAGAGUUUUCUUAGCACUAAAUACUUUGAAAGGAAUUGUGAAGAAGCCUGAAGAAUCCUUGUAUUGGUCUAAAAAUCCACUUCUUAGAACCCCAAUUUUUGCUGAAUCUAUGCCUUUCAAAAGAUACAAGAAAAUCAGGCAGUACCUGCAUUUUUCUGAUAAUGAAGCAUACGAUGCAAAUUCGCAUCCUAAUCCCAAACUGAAUAAGAUAUAUCCUAUUUAUGUGCACUUAGAAAAUAAAUUUAGAAACUGUCUACACCCCACAAAGAAGAUAUUUCAAUGA
Macrobrachium nipponense is the source of this 900-nucleotide messenger RNA. Its product is annotated as piggyBac transposable element-derived protein 4-like. The record is from RefSeq and is a predicted model, not a curated record. Lineage: Eukaryota; Metazoa; Arthropoda; Malacostraca; Decapoda; Palaemonidae. The transcript is spliced from 2 exons. The coding region runs from base 1 to 900 and encodes 299 amino acids.